AUCUAUUUUGCAGAGAUGAAUCGGGUUCUGUGCCUGCUGGCCGCAGGUCUUUACCUGUGCUUACAGGUGGAUGCUGAAUCACAUUUGAGCAGGAGUGACAUUGAAAGGGCUGUGAGCGCUGCCAUGGCCAAUGUGGACUCAGUUUAUGAGUACUCUAGAAGAGAGAGCCUUGAUCGUGUGAGGAGGAAUACAGCGAAUCCUUCAGACAUCCUGAGGUUGAUGAAGCAGCCUGUUGGGCCAACCCGUACUGCUGUGCGUGCUGCUGACUAUAUGGAUAAUGCUGUUAAACUGAUCAAGAGAUCUUUGGAAAGACGUGAAAAACGCUCCAUAAAUGCCACAGAUCUGAUCUCUGACGAUGAUUUGAAGGUCAUUGCUGAUCUGACAGGCUGCUCUGCCCAAGUCCGUAUCCCUUCCUGCAGGACAACUCCCAAUUUGGACAAGUUUCGCACUGGAAGCAGCAACUGCAACAACAAAGAAAACAGCCGCUUAGGAUCCUCCAACACACCUUUCGCCCGCUGGCUCCCUGCUGAGUACCAGGAUACAAUCUCUCUGCCUAAAGGCUGGGACUCUGAGCAAAAAGUCAACAGUUUUCUUCUUCCUUUGGUAAGGGAAGUGUCCAACAGAAUUCUGAGCACAGCAAACGCUGAUGUAGAGAGCGAUCCACUCUACACUCUUCUGGUGACAUUCUUCGGCCAGUGGACUGACCAUGACCUUAGCCUUACUCCUCAGUCUCCUGCCAUCCGCUCAUUCAGUAAUGGUAUUAACUGUGACCAGGGCUGUGAACGCACAGAGCCCUGCUUUCCCAUUCAGUUUCCCAGAGACGACCCCCGCGUUGGGGAGCAGUGCAUCCCCUUCUUCCGCUCAGCACCAGCUUGUGGUUCUGGAAACACAGGCUACAUCUUUGGUGCAAGCAAUGUCCGUCAGCAGAUAAACUCUCUCACGGCUUACAUUGAUGCGGGUCAGGUGUACGGUGAAGAGGAUAUCAAAGCUCGCUUCCUACGCGACCUCACCUCAGAUAAGGGUCUGUUGAGAGUCAACACACAGUUCACUGACAACGGCAAGGAGCUCCUGCCCUUCUCCAGCUCGACGACCAACGUAUGUGCUACCCGGGCCCGCAUUACUAAUAACACAAAUGCACAGGAGGUGCCCUGCUUUGUGGGUGGUGACGAACGCACCAAUGAGAAUAUUGCUCUGACCUCUUUGCACACACUGUUUGUGCGUGAGCACAACCGUCUGGCACGUGCUCUGGCCAAUCUCAAUCCUCAGUGGGACGGAGAGAGACUCUACCAGGAAGCACGCAAGAUCAUGGGAGGAUAUAUGCAGGUUAUCACUUUCAGAGACUACUUACUUCACAUUGUUGGUCCAGACUUCAUUGCCAAGCAGCUGUCCACCUACCCUGGUUAUGAUAAAAACGUGGACCCUAGCAUCUCCAAUGUGUUCGCUACCGCUGCCUACCGAUUUGCUCACCUGAUGAUUCAGCCAUUCAUGUUUCGCCUUGAUGAGCAAUACCAGGAACACCCUAAAUUCCCCAGCCCAUUGCUGCACAAAUCCUUCUUCGCACCGUGGAGGGUCAUCUUUGAAGGUGGUUUGGACCCAAUCAUCAGGGGCCUGGUGGGUCAUCAGGCCAAGCUGAACACGCAGAAUCACAUGAUGACUAAUGAGCUGAGGGACAGGCUGUUUAAAUUUUUCGCUAAGUUGGCGAUGGAUCUGGCAUCCCUCAACAUGCAGAGAAGCAGAGACCAUGGAUUACCUGGCUACAACAAAUGGCGUGGGUUCUGUGGGCUGUCACAGCCACAAAAUCAGUCAGAGCUGGCAAAUGUGCUCAACAACACCAAUCUGGCCAAGAAACUGAUGGAUCUCUACGGAACACCUGACAACAUCGAUGUGUGGCUGGGAGGAGUGGCUGAGCCGUUUGUCCCAGGAGGAAGAGUAGGACCCUUGCUUGCAUGCUUGAUUUCCACUCAGUUCCAGAGAGUCCGCCAGGGAGACCGACUUUGGUGGGAGAACGAGGGAGUCUUUACUGAGGCCCAGAGGAGGUCCCUGAGAGAAACUUCACUUGCUCGCAUCAUCUGUGACAACACUGGUAUCACUGAUGUACCAGAGAAGCCCUUCCAGUAUCGGCCCCGAGGGUCCGGUUACACCCAGUGCGAGAGCAUCAGUGCCUUUGACCUGAGUCCAUGGAGGGAGAAUGGACCCAGUGGUCCAAAUGGUCUGAGUGGUCCCCCUGGACCACCUGGACCUCCAGGACCUCCUGGACCUCCUGGACCUCCUGGCACCGUGGAAAAAGUUGCCUUCUCUGUGAGACUGGGCAACAACUACCCCGAAACCGGCGUGCCCAUGAUCUUCCGAGAGGUCAUCUACAAUGGACAGAACAGCUAUGACAUCAGGACAGGGUAUUUUACGUGUGAGUAUCCAGGUGUUUAUGAGUUCCAGUUCCACGGGAUCAUCUUCAACAACGCUGGCAGUGUGGAUCUGAUGCGUAACGGAGAGCGGAUUCUGCACUCAUUCACCACCCAGCAGAGCGGUUACAUCACAGCCAGUGGCAGCACGUACAUUAAGCUCGAGAAGGGAGACAGCGUCUAUCUGGUGGCCAACCAUGGUGGCAACGGUCUGACCCGUGACAGCUUCUUCUCAGGGCAUCUACUGUUCACUGAGUAGGAGACUGUUCUUUAUACAGCUGUUGAACCAUAAUAUCCUCUUAAUACUGUGAAAAUAAUCUGUUUUAGUCAGUUAUUUAAGUCUAAUAAGCACUCCUUAAAUGCUACCAAAAGGAUGAGAUAAUUCCACUUUCCACUUAACAUUUGCAGUUCUCUGCAUUGCACUAGGAUUAAAGGUGCUCUAAAUUAUUCUGAUUUUACCUUUUCUCAGGUUUAAGUUAAGCAGAGCUAUGCUGAGAGUUUGAUGAAGUCACCAGUCUCUACUAACAUGAAUCAUAAAUGUGGAAAAGUUCUAAAGCAAUUGAAGACAUGCUAACAUCUUAAAAUAGACAUUUUUGUAUAGUGGAGCUUGCUGACAGAAAAACACAAUGUUUAAAGACGUGGCAUUAAUACUGUGACAACUACCUGACUUUAU
Molecule: messenger RNA, 3072 nt
Organism: Sander lucioperca (pikeperch)
Lineage: Eukaryota; Metazoa; Chordata; Actinopteri; Perciformes; Percidae
Product: eosinophil peroxidase-like
Exons: 13
Coding region: 16-2658 (880 amino acids)
Biological process (GO): response to oxidative stress
Molecular function (GO): heme binding; protein binding; peroxidase activity
Source: RefSeq, a predicted model, not a curated record